Haliaeetus leucocephalus (bald eagle) is the source of this 1674-nucleotide messenger RNA. It is a transcript of the gene PLA2G7, whose product is annotated as phospholipase A2, group VII (platelet-activating factor acetylhydrolase, plasma). Lineage: Eukaryota; Metazoa; Chordata; Aves; Accipitriformes; Accipitridae. The transcript has 12 exons. Gene Ontology annotation, molecular function: 1-alkyl-2-acetylglycerophosphocholine esterase activity. The coding region runs from base 359 to 1468 and encodes 369 amino acids. The record is from RefSeq and is a predicted model, not a curated record.
CAGCAGCACUGAGAAGUUUUAUAGGAUCCCCAAAGGAAAGGGACCGCACUCGGUUGGAUGUACAGACCUGAUGACAGAAAAUGCAGUCGAGGAUGUGUACUGGGCAUUUACCAGACACACGUAACCUGCAAGCCUUCCCCGUGGCUGCUUCCUCCCUCCUCCUAAUAUCCUUGCCUUCCUGACUCCCUUACGCAAGAUACUGCAGAGAAACUGUGUCCUUCUGGGACACACGGGGUUCUUCCCACCCACCCCACCGCUCUCUUCUGCCCUGGGCUCCUGGGGAGACUCCACACGCAGUCUCCGUGACUGUAGCUGUUCUCACCGCAAAGUUCCCAACGGGAUUUGGCAGGGGUGGGUGAUGAGGACUAGCCAGGGAAGCUUCUUGCGCCUAUAUUAUCCAUCAUGCGAUGCCACAGAUAAUGAAGAGGCACCAUGGAUUCCAGAUAAAGAGUACUAUCAGGGACUCUCUGACUUCCUUAAUAUGUACCGAGUUGUAGGAGAAAGGCUUUUCCAGUACUAUGUUGGUUCAGUGACCUGUCCUGCAAAGUCAAAUGCUGCUUUCAAGCCAGGAGAAAAAUACCCACUCCUCGUUUUUUCCCAUGGACUUGGAGCUUUUCGGACGAUCUAUUCUGCUAUUUGCAUAGAGAUGGCUUCCCAGGGCUUUAUAGUGGCUGCUGUGGAGCACAGAGAUCAAUCUGCUUCAGCAACAUAUUACUGUAAAAAAAAGUCCGUUUCUGAACCACAGGAAGAGUCUACAGCAAACACGGAGAAGGAGUGGAUCUACUACAGGAAACUAAAAGCUGGAGAGGAAGAGCGUUGUUUGCGCCAUAAGCAGGUGCAGCAAAGAGCACAGGAGUGUAUCAAAGCUCUCGAUCUCAUUCUUAAAAUCAAUUCAGGAGAGAAAGUAAUGAAUGUACUGAAUUCAAACUUUGACUGGAAUAGCCUAAAGGAUUCUGUUGAUACUAGCAGAAUAGCUGUGAUGGGACACUCUUUUGGUGGUGCUACAGUUAUUGAAAGUCUCAGCAAAGAAAUAAGAUUCAGGUGUGGCAUUGCCCUCGAUGCAUGGAUGCUUCCAGUAGGUGAUGACAUUUACCAAAACAGUGUCCAGCAACCGCUGCUUUUUAUCAACUCUGAAAAAUUCCAGUGGGCUGAUAAUAUCUUAAAGAUGAAGAAGCUCGGCUCCAAUGACACAAACAAGAAAAUGAUCACUAUCAAGGGGUCAGUACAUCAGAGCUUUCCUGACUUUACCUUUGUGAGUGGAGAAAUCAUUGGAAGAUUUUUCAAAUUAAAAGGAGAAAUAGAUCCCAAUGAAGCUAUUGAUAUAAGCAAUCAUGCUUCAUUAGCCUUCCUGCAGAAACAUUUGAGUCUUAAGAAUGAUUUUGACAAGUGGGAUUCUCUUGUGGAUGGCAUAGGACCCAAUGUUAUUCCUGGUACCAAUAUUGACUUAUCUCCAGCUGAACCUGAAUAAGGAAUACAAAGAAGUACUGAAAAUGCCAUGGGCAUCAGGACACUAACAUUGGCCACCUACACAGCUUUUGGGAUGUGGAACAACGACAACAAAAAAAUAAGGCAUUAGGUUACAUUAUCAUGUAGAGAGGUUUUAGUUCAAAUGAGUUAGUGGGAUUCUCUGAAAUACUGCAACAGGGUAACUUCUGCUAUAUAGACAGUUGGGGG